This is a messenger RNA of Aspergillus luchuensis, 939 nucleotides long. RefSeq lists its product as uncharacterized. Lineage: Eukaryota; Fungi; Ascomycota; Eurotiomycetes; Eurotiales; Aspergillaceae. The record is from RefSeq and is a predicted model, not a curated record. The coding region runs from base 1 to 939 and encodes 312 amino acids. The transcript has 2 exons.
AUGGCUGUUUCAUAUGAAGGGAUGGGUCUUGCGGCCCAUCAGUUCUCCGGUCAGAAAUUGCCUCUUUUGCAGGCUGCUGUGGAGUGGUUUGGGGUUUGUGGGGGUGUCCUGGAGGAGGUGCAGGGUGGCUGGGAUGGUGGCAGUGGGGUGCUGAUGUGUGAGGAAGAUGGUGAUCCGUUUGUGGAGUACCAUCGUCGUCCUGAUUAUGAUUAUGGUGGGGGAGAUGGUGGGAAAUUGGAUGAGGAAGAGGAAGAGAUGCUAUUCUCGGGGGAGAGUGACAAUAGCUUCGAUUAUACCAACACCACUAUCUCGACGUAUAGUGAGGUGUCGUUUUUCGAUGAAGGUGGAGAGGGAAUUGAGGAUGGGGAUGAGCGUGGUCUUGUUCCUUCGCCAUUGAAGGUGCGGAAGGUGUCUGGGGAGUCGGUUGGAGGGAGUAGCUCUCUGCAGGGUUCCGAGGGUGAGGGCCAUGCUAUGGGUGUGGCUAAGGCAGGAGUUGGGGUGUCGUUGCCAUUGCCGUUGAGGAUUGCUGCCCCCACUACUUCUGCGUCUAUCUGUACAGGUCCCAAGAAGGAAACCAACACAACAAUCGAUUUCCUCCGUCAGCAGGUCACGUCCAGUAUCACCACGCUGCAUAGAAUGAUCACGGACGUGGCUGAGAUGCAGUAUGCACGGCGCAUGUCCAAGGGAAUGCGACGCUCUGGAUCCUUUUGGAGCUUUAGUCCGGUCAAGGAGAAGCAUGUUGCUGACGGCGAUGACAUUGGAAGCGGAAAGUCUUCGUUUGGGGUCAAGGAGAGUAUAGAGCAACGAAUUGCGAGAUUGCGAAGGGAUGGAUGGCAGACAGUGGGAAUCCGGGGACAGAGAAGUGGAUGGAAGGGGGAGGGCUAUUAUCGGGAGUAUUGUGGGCGAGUGUUGGAUGAAUUGUAUUUGGGAAGAUCUUGA